AUGAGCCUCCGUUGUGGCCCAGAUAAUGUAAGUAGUAAAGAAACUGAGAGAGACUUUGUGGCUCAAGAAGUAGAUAGUAAUGAUGCAACUCAAAAUACGGAUCACAAAGUCCAGGUUUGUGGUGUCAAGUGCCCGAAAGAUGUGAACUUUCUGCCCGAUAAAGAAAUGGCUCUGUUGAUGGAAGCAUUUACACAAGCUUGUGCUAGUAAACGGCCGACACCAUUGCUGAAAUACGAGUUGAGGUGUCUGAUUCAAGCUCGUCGACUGACGCAAGGCAAGGAUGAGUUAGCGGUCAAGUUCAUGAGCCCUACGGUGUUGAAGCUAAGUGCUGCUGAGCUGGAACAAGUGGCCAGGCGACGACGUCAGAACCGGCUUGCGGCUCAAAGAUGUCGCCAGAAGAGAAAGAUGUCGCAGGAGUUGAUGGUUAAGAAAAUUCAUCAGUUGCAAGAACAGAAUCAGCAAUUAGUUAUGGCUGCCGACUUGCUACGUCAGGAAAAGCAACUCUUGAUGGAAACGGUAGCUGAUCACUUGCUUCACUGCCCUUGUUUAUCGCAAAUUUCAUUGGAGACUUCGCUAGGCAACGGCGUCCCAUAG
Messenger RNA from Candidula unifasciata, 594 nucleotides. The record is from the annotation of a GenBank genome assembly. NCBI's taxonomy places the organism in Eukaryota, Metazoa, Mollusca, Gastropoda, Stylommatophora, Geomitridae.